CAGGAUUUAAGUGAGGGGGGGAAGAGAUAAAUGUGGAAAGAGAGGUGGACAGAGCUGAGGAGAAGAUCACACUCUGUCUGAAAGACUGAGACAACUGAAGCUGAGGAAGGUGUGUUUCAGGAUGUGGAGGCUCGUGCUGACUCUCACUCUGUGUUGCUGGAGCUCUGAGGCCACAGUGACCUGCAGAGAUAACAACAAUGGGGAAGUGGACUGGUACAUCUUAUAUAAGGCACCUGGUGAGGAGAUCCCAGAUCCUCAAAAUCCUCGAAUUAAAACAUAUAAAAAGGAGAUGAAGUACCUUUACGUUGAUUCAAGUCACAGCGUGCCCAUGGUACCCGGCACAACCAACUAUAAGAACCUCAUUGAGCCUUCCGGUGCCUUGGCCAACACAUUGAGGCCAAUCUUGAAGUCAGUUAGAGACAUGCCACAAAACUUUGGUUUCAUCAGCUACAGUGAUCAGCCUCCAGGAUGUAGUGCACACACUGACAAGUUUGGCCACAGCAAAGGGGUUCUGAUGUUGGAACACAACAGCUUUGGGGUCUGGCUCUUACACAGCACACCACAGUUUCCCUUCAGGAGAGACCAAAACAAUUUCUGGCCUGAGAGUGGAUUUAAAAAUGCUCAGAUAUUCAUCUGUGUGACUUUCCACUACAAUCAGUUCCAUCACAUUGGCACACAUCUGCAGCACAUCGGAGCUUUUCCAUUCGACCAUGAUAUUCCAGAAGACUUUCAUCGAGAGCUCAAAGACGCAACAAAAUGGGUACAAACUGCCCCAGUCACAACCUUCCAAAUGCUGACAUCAAGAGGACGUCAGAACUUCUACAGCAUUUCUAAACAACAGGAUUCACACUUAACAGUUGGAGACCUGUACUUCACCAUUGCCCAGGAAACCGACAGUGAUGUUGCUGUGCAGACCUGGGGCUGCCAGGCUGGAGGGGUAUCUUCCUACUGUCUAGACCCCAAACAUAAAGUGUACAGAGUUAAAAAUAUAAAUACAAAUACUCCAGUGGGUAGUUGGAUGCCUUCAAAGGACCAUUCAAAGUGGUGUGUGACCAAAAACCAAGGAAAACACUGGACCUGUAUAGGUGAUGUAAACAGGGCUGAAACCCAGUAUCAGAGACGAGGUGGGGCGCUUUGCAUUAACAACGAAAGACUAAGAAAUAUGUUUCUGGGUUUUGCUGGGGUGACUGAGGACUGUCCACCUACUACACGUCAUGGAUUUCACAUCAUGGACAUCGACCCUGACUGUGGGCCAAGCCCUGAGUACAACACUGACACCCUCAUGGGCUGAAUACAGCUCAACGUCACGGUGGAUUUUAUCUGUCCUACUUUUUAAUAAAACACAGAAGGAAAAUAAAUAAGUGAUAAGUGCUGGUUAAUCCUCACAACGUGCCUGUUGCUGAGAAGUGUCACAUUAUGAUAAACAAAAAAGUAGUUACUGUUCUCCAUAAUCACCCAUUUUAUUAUGUGAGAACGAGGUUCUUUGUGAUGGAUAAAAUAAAUUAA
This is a messenger RNA of Archocentrus centrarchus (flier cichlid), 1506 nucleotides long. Its product is annotated as plancitoxin-1-like. Bases 122 to 1291 code for a protein of 389 amino acids. Lineage: Eukaryota; Metazoa; Chordata; Actinopteri; Cichliformes; Cichlidae. Gene Ontology annotation, biological process: apoptotic DNA fragmentation. The transcript has 7 exons. Gene Ontology annotation, molecular function: deoxyribonuclease II activity. The record is from RefSeq and is a predicted model, not a curated record.